AUGACAGUAACAGAAGAAUUCGAAAUUGAGAAAAAGAGGACUGAAGACUUAAAGCAAAAGAGGAAAAACAGUAACAUGCCUGAGAAUUGGUGGGAAGAACCUAUAGAAGAUUUGAACUUAAGCCAGCUCACUGAAUUCAAAUGUGGUUUGGAAAAGUUGAGAAAAACAGUGACUACUGAAGCCUCCAAGAAUUUUCAAGCAAUUGUUCCGCGUCAUAACUUCUAUGGUGGAAGUUCAAAUAAUUCUACUUUUGGGAUUUGUGAUGAUCAUGCAGGUAAUAUCGACACCGAUUUAGAUCUGUAUAAUCAUCAAAGAAUGGUGGCAACGAACACAUUCGCUUGCAAUCUCAACAACAUGAUGGUUCCUUAUCAUAUUACAACACCAUUUGGGAAUAUUGGUAAUAGUAAUAUUAUUGAAGGGUUCACUCCAGAAUACAAUCAAAACCCAAACAAAUUAUGUUUUAAGCAAGAACACAUGUCUGAGUGUGACCACCAUUCAGCUCAUCCUCCUCGUUUCGGACAUGGUUACUAUUAAUUUU
This is a messenger RNA of Brassica napus (rape), 538 nucleotides long. RefSeq names its product agamous-like MADS-box protein AGL62. The record is from RefSeq and is a predicted model, not a curated record. The transcript has 2 exons. NCBI's taxonomy places the organism in Eukaryota, Viridiplantae, Streptophyta, Magnoliopsida, Brassicales, Brassicaceae. Bases 1 to 534 code for a protein of 177 amino acids.